Messenger RNA from Danio rerio (zebrafish), 3981 nucleotides. The record is from RefSeq and is a predicted model, not a curated record. Lineage: Eukaryota; Metazoa; Chordata; Actinopteri; Cypriniformes; Danionidae.
UGUGGUUCCCGCUGGUGAUUCAGUGCCGCAUGCACACAAUAGACAGAGCGAAGGAGGGACUUCACCAAAACAUAAGCAUACAGAAAGCCUACCUACAGAAACCUUAUUUGUUUUAAAUACUUCUUUUUGAUGCCUGCAUUUAGUUUUACACGUUUGUAAAACUUUGUGGAUGUUCCAGCAGACUGUUGGUGCCUCAUUGCAAUGGAAUAGUCUGCUUUAAUUCAGAGACUCUCUGAAAGGCGUUGAUUAAUCAGCAUUAAUUCCCAUUGAGGUCAUCGGGACAAGAUGGCAGCUCUCAUAUCAGAGAACUUCAAAUUUGUUUCGCUCUUCUUCAAGAGUAAGGAUGUCAUGAUCUUCAAUGGGCUGAUAGGUUUAGGGACAGUGGCCAGUCAGACAGCAUACAACAUUUUUGCAUUUAACUGUCCAUGUUCGCCGAAGAAGAAUUACCUGUACGGUAUGGCAGCCAUCGGUGUACCAGCACUGACUUUCUUCGUCAUUGGAUUGAUACUUAAUCGAAGCACCUGGGAUUUGGUGUCUGAAUGUCGCACCAGAGGAUGCCGGAAAUUAACGCUGACUGCUGCUUCUGUUCUGAUGGGAUCCAUCAUGGGCAGAGCCAUUGUUGCCCCCAUCACUUGGUCUGUUAUUUCUCUCCUGAGAGGGGAGGCGUAUGUGUGUGCUUUCAGUGAGUUUGUUGACCCCUCUACACUGGAUCAUUUCCCUAUAACUACAAAGACUGUAGAAAUCAUGGCCCAGUUUCCAUGUAAGGAUGUACCUGAUCCGUAUACUAUUUACACUAAAGUGAUUGAACGCCAGCUACAGUAUGAAUCCCAGCUGUUGGGAUGGUUGCUGGUUGGAAUUGUUUCGCUUUCUGUCUUUCUGCUCCUCUGUCUAAAAAGCUGCUGCUCUACUCUUGGCUAUCAGCAGGAGGCAUACUGGACUCAAUAUCGUGCAAACGAGCGAGCUAUUUUCCAGCGUACAGCUGAAAUACAUGCUAAAUACAAUGCGGCUGACUGUGUCAAAAACUUCUUUGGCUUUGUGGCUUUGGAAAAUGAAGAAAAGGAGGUUCUUGCAACUUGUAAUGGCAUCAAGAGCGUCAUUCCCAGACUGGAGUGGAACCGCGUCACAGGUGUUUGCUUGUACAGAGAGGUCGAAAACACUCCCUUGUACAGUCGAUUAAAUAAAUGGGACCUGUAUUCAAAAGAUUUCGGUGACUGUUAAGGCAAAUAAGAAAGUUUGUAGGGGAAAAUGGGGUGUUUCAUUCUAUUAUACAGUUUUAUACAGUUUCAUUAUAUACAAUUUGUUUUCUUAAAUUUUUUGUUUUCUUUAUGGGAAACAUGUUUGCGUAUGACAUUGAGAUUUCUACUUGGAUUAUGUACUGAAGGGUUUUCUUGUUUUUAUAAGCUUUUCUUUGUAGGUUGUGAAUGCGCUACAUGCACACAGACUUUUAAUUUUCAGCCAGGCAGCCCAAGGGCUUCCGAUGAAAUGUCUUUCCAUUAUAAAAUUGGCACGUUUAAGGUCUAAUUUCUUUAAAAAUCAGCGAUCUUCACUGCCUGUUAGAUAUACAAUAUGAAGUGGGUCUCAGAUUAGACAAGAAGCACUGCAUUAAAUUCCAUUCCCCCCCGCCAUGGCUUUAAAAUAUGACCGUUUAUUUUACUCCAGUAUUUUCAAUGGAAUUUCUGUGCUAGCCUGUUGCUACUGACUCAUCUCUUGAACAACUAAAUGAAUGCUUAAGUCUAUUUAGAAUGAAUCCUUUGUAAUUAAAUUACAACUUCGAGGCUGUAAAAACAACCUUGUGAAAUUGAAAAUAGUCACAUUAGGCUUUUGCCGGAGGUUUAUCAUUGACUUUAAAACUCUAGCUGUGCAUAGAGCCCAUUUGCUGCUCAAAUGGUCAUUUUUAUACUGUACAAGAAACUAUUAAGCAUCUGUUUUAAGAUACACAAUGUACUCUCAGGUUGAAAUUACCUCUUGUUAUGUUUUGCUAAGCAAUAAAGACAAAUUAGUGUCGAUCGAAUGACUAAAUGCCUACUAAAACUUUUUUGAUACAAGUGUGCCAAGCAAAUCAAAAGUGUGGAAGUAAAAGAACUGUUCAAAUGACAUUAUUAACACUGACUGUAAUGUAAGAUAUUUAACAGAUUCUUAUAUGUACUGUAUAAUUACCAACAAAAGUGUGUUAGGAUUAAAUAUGAGACCAUUGUGAUUAAAGGAUGGCAGGCAUGCUAUUUGUCAAGCUAUAUGCUAUAAAUAAAGUGCUUUGCAUACAAAUAGGGCUAUUACUCUUACUUCCAGAGCCAUUUAUAUCGAAGUUGAUUUUUGGCUGCAACAUCAUGGCUGUAUUUCGUAACAUCGAAUUUUUACGAGGUGGGUUGUUAGACCAACGCUCAACCCCAAACUUGGACCAUGACAUACACACAUACACUACGGACAAUUUACUACCCAAUUCAACCCCAAGUGAACACGGAGAAAACAUGCAAACUUCACACAGAAAAGCCAACUGACCCAGCCAGGGCUCGAACCAGCGACCUUCUUGCUGUGAAGCAACAGCGCUACUCACUGCACCGCCCACAAAUAGGGUUAUUACUAAACCUAAAUGCAGAUUCUACACAGCUUACACUCACAAACAAGUACUAUUUUAGUAGGGAAUGGUAAAACGUUCAUCAGAAAAGUGGUUUCUGUAAGAACUGUUCACUAAAAUUGUGGAGGAUUGCAUGAAAGCGAAUGGUAGGACAUUGCUUUGAGCAAGGAUAGGAAGUCAUGCAUGAGACGAGGCAUGGAUGUGACUUGAGAAGUUUUAAUAUCAGCUGAGCUACAGAGGUUUGAUUGCACAUGCUGGGAUGCCUGCCAAAAGGUAGUUGAAAGAGUUACAAGAGCAACCAGUGCCACUGUUUUAUAGGAGAAAUUUGUGGUUAGUAUGAGGUUUUCGGCUAACAGGUCAUUGUCCAGUUUGACACAAAGAUAUUUUGCUUUCUGUGUGGGUGAGAUUGCCGACUUGUCUACUGAGAUGACAAGGCCUUGGCAAGGGUGCUUUUUGGCUUGAUUGAACAACAGCUUGGUUUUUGAUCAUUUCAGCUUCAGAUGAUGGGCGUUCAUCCAGACAGAGAUGAUUGCCAAGCAUGCAAUGAUUUGUGAGGGUACCUGGUUGUCAGAGCGUGGAUAAAUAGAGGAUUAGUGCCUAAAACUGACAAUAGAAAGAAACCAUGAGACAUGAUAAAAUGAUUAUUUAGUUGGUGAAAAAUAAAAGUGGCCAGAGUACUGAUCCUUGUGAAACACUAAAUGGUCAUUGAUAAGAUAAAGUGGAUCCUUCAUUGACAUUUGAUCACAUGCCCAGAUAAGACCUGUUUGCACCACGUGUGAUAACUAUAAAGAUAACUAUAUUAGAGUGUACAGUAUAAUAUACCUUUCUGUUUAUUUAAGCCAUGCACAGUUUUGUCAUCUGCUUCUUUAAAUGCUCGCAAUUAUCAAUGGAUGAUAGUUUUGACUGAUGGAAUCAGCUUCUAAACUACCUUUUCCAACAAAGGUUCAUUCUGAAAAUGUAGCCCUACAAACAUUUCUGGAGAUUGCAAAUUAUGUAGCCAGAAAUACGUAUGACUGCAUUUCAUUUUUAAAACGAAUGCUACGGGGCGGUAUGAUGCCAUUUCUUAUCGUGCUUAGCUGACCGCUUACCUCUGUGUGGUCUCAUGCUAAGUAUUUUGCCACCUCUAAAAAUGUAUACCAAGGUAUGUAAUCACCAAGAGCCUGGGUUGAUUCUUUUAAUGCUAUUCUUUUGUGUCUAUAGCAGUGCUGUGGUGUUCUUUCUUUCAUUUUGGAACGAUUUUGUCAUUAUGAUCUUCUCCUUUGGCAUAAACAGGCAGUUUACGGUGAGCUGAUUUACAUCCACUGUAUUUGAAGCAAAUGUAAAAUUAGAAUCUUAAAUGUGUAUCAAAAGUUCACAUGAAAGCAUGAUUUGCUCAAUGAGAAGAAAAUAAACAAUUUUAUAUUAAUGUA